Molecule: messenger RNA, 1178 nt
Organism: Xylaria bambusicola
Lineage: Eukaryota; Fungi; Ascomycota; Sordariomycetes; Xylariales; Xylariaceae
Exons: 4
Coding region: 95-1036 (313 amino acids)
Cellular component (GO): cytosol
Molecular function (GO): oxidoreductase activity
Source: RefSeq, a predicted model, not a curated record
AACAGAUAGGAAGCAACUUGACUGGAUUCAGUCUUUGUAAUUCAACCUUUCCUUCCCUUCCUUUUUCUUUUCGUCUCACGGGAAACUUUGAUCUAUGCCCCUCCAUCGCACAACAGCCAUCUCCACGCUCCGCACGCUUCUCCAGAGCCGCUUCCGCCCCGGACCCAGUUCACCUCUAUACAGGAAUCUCUUCACGCCAAGAUUCGCCUCGCGCACAAUGGCCUCGGCGGUAGCCAAGCGCCUUGCCGGCAAAACGGUGGUGAUCACGGGUGCAUCGUCCGGCAUCGGACGCAGCACGGCCUUCGAGUUCGCGCGGACGGCGGCCCCGGCAGGCGGUCUCAAGCUCGUGCUCACGGCGCGCCGCAUCGACUCGCUGAAGCAGAUCGCCGCGGACAUCCAGGCCGAGGUCGGCGAUGGCGUCAAGGUGCUCCCCGUGCAGCUUGACGUGAGCAAGCCUGACGAAGUGCGUGGCUUCGUGGGUAAGCUGCCGGAGGAAUUCAAGGAGAUCGAUGUCCUUGUGAACAAUGCCGGUCUCGUCAAGGGCGUCGCCAAAGCCCCCGAGAUCGCCGAGGCCGACGUGGACACCAUGUUCAGCACCAACGUGACGGGCCUGAUCAACAUGACGCAGGCCGUCCUCCCCAUCUUCCUGCGCCGUCCGGACGGCGGCGCCGGCGACAUCAUUAACAUCGGCAGCAUCGCCGGCCGCGAGCCCUACGCCGGCGGCAGCAUCUACUGCGCUACGAAAGCCGCUGUCCGCAGCUUCACUGACUCCCUACGCAAGGAGCUCGUCGCGACGCGGAUACGCGUGUUGGAGAUUGAUCCCGGCCAGGUCGAGACGGAGUUCUCCGUUGUUCGGUUCUAUGGAGAUAAGGCCAAGGCUGAUGCCGUAUAUGCCGGUGUUGACCCUCUUACUCCUGACGAUAUUGCCGAGGUUGUCGUCUUCGUUGCUGGAAGGAGAGAAAACGUUGUAGUUGCCGAUACAUUGAUCUUUCCUAACCACCAGGCUGGUGCGGGAGUCAUGCACAGGAGAACAUAAGAGCGUAAUUAGAUGCCUAUUCAAUCGCUUCAUAGAUACCAAAUACAACGGGCAACCAUAUGAGAGAAUAGUGAAUACUAGAGUGCAUUAUUACUAUUAUUUAUGCUACGGUCAUGGCAUCAUUUACAGUUCACCUACCUCU